UUAAACUGUGUGAAAAUCUACACGAAGAAGGAGUUGUCAUUUUUGUUUUAUGUGGGCUUUUCCCUCUUGUACUAGUGGGAGGGUUUUGAGAGAAAGAGCUGAGCAGUAGGCUAGCCUAGUGCACGAGCUAGUGCACGUAGCUAAUCGGAGAAAGUCGAUUACGACGGGCCGUCCGGAAAUCACUCAAGGAGGUAGUCGUUUUGCGACUGGUCUCUUCAAUGGCAGAGUGACAAUCGCGAAUAAGAAGGGACUACUAAGGACAUAAGAAAGUCGAAAAGAGCAAAGAUUGUCCUUUUUCUUUGUUUAACCGUAAGCAAACCCCGUGAUGGCGUCAGUUGGUAACUCGGGGACAGCAUCGAGCCCGAUGGUUAUCCUGGCCCCUAAAACCAAGACCAAGAAGAAACAUUUUGUCCAGCAGAAGGUGAAGGUGUUCCGAGCCAGCGAUCCAGUCUUGAGCGUCUUUAUGUGGGGUGUAAAUCACUCGAUAAAUGAUCUGAGCCAGGUACCUGUGCCAGUCAUGUUGCUCCCUGAUGACUUCAAAGCCAACACCAAGAUAAAAGUCAACAAUCAUCUCUUCAACAAAGAGAACCUACCGGGACAUUUCAAGUUUAAGGAGUACUGUCCCCAAGUCUUCCGGAACCUAAGGGAGAGGUUCGGAAUCGAAGACCUGGAUUAUCAGGUCUCUUUGGCCCGCAGUCCCCCGGUCCGGGGCGGGGAGGGGCAAGGGGAGGGGCUUCUGCUGAACUCCUACGACCGCACUCUGGUCGUCAAACAGAUCUCCAGCGAGGACGUGGAGAACAUGCACAACAUCCUGUCCGAAUACCACCAGCACAUAGUGAAGUGUCAUGGCAGCACCCUGCUCCCCCAGUUUCUGGCCAUGUACCGAGUCAGUGUGGAGAACGAGGACACCUACCUCCUGGUCAUGAGGAACAUGUUCAGCCACAGGCUCGUCGUUCACAGGAAGUACGACCUGAAGGGUUCCUUGGUGUCCCGGGAGGCAAGUGACAAAGAGAAGGUAAAGGAGCUGCCUACCUUUAAGGACAUGGACUUCAGGAACAACAUGCAGAAGGUGUACGUGACUGAGGAGGAGAGGGAAAAGGUUCUGGAGAAGCUGAACAGGGACGUGGAGUUCCUAGUGAAGCUAAAGAUCAUGGACUACAGCCUGCUGCUGGGGAUCCACGACAUGGGGCGGGCGGAGCGGGAGGAGGAGGAGACGGAGGAGGCGUCCAUGGACGAGGAGGGGGCGGAGCCCGAGAACGGCCUGGCCCCGGCCCCGCUCGUGGGCUCCUACGGGACGUCCCCCGAGGGCAUCGCCGGCUACAUGAACUCCUGCAAGCCCCUGGGCCCGGGAGAGUUCGACCCCUACGUGGACGUGUACGCCCUGAGAAGCGCCCCCGGCGCGCCUCAGAGGGAGGUGUACUUCAUGGGCCUGAUCGACGUGCUGACGCACUACGACACCAAGAAGAAGGCCGCGCACGCCGCCAAGACGGUCAAACACGGGGCCGGUGCAGAAAUUUCGACCGUUCACCCGGAGCAGUACGCCAAAAGGUUCCGUGAGUUCAUCGCCAACAUCUUCGCCUGAUGGGCCCUCCAGCUGCGCCUGCCCAUCUGGUACCGGAGCCGACUCCAGACCGAGAUCCCCCCCCGCCCGAGCCCUCCUCCUUCUGUUGGUUUUUUUUCCAUGUCGUUUCCUUGUUCUCUCCAUCCUCCUACCUCUUUCUGCUGGGGUUUUUUUUUUUUGUUUUUAUAUUUUGGGAUGUACAUUUACUUUACCAAAUUUAUCCUCAAAUGCGAAAACAUGCAAAGGAUUUUAAAUUUUAUCUUAAAAAGAAAAAAAAGAGUGGUUGUUUGUAUUUAUGUAAGGUAUUACAGAUGGGUAUUUAUUGUCGACGUUUCGUAAUGGUAGCGAUGACAUAUAACGCUAAGCUGAGUAACUUCACUCUGGAACGAACAAGGUUAAAAAACGCAAAUGUGUAUUUCACGAUUUGGAAAAAGUAGCACCAGCUUAAAAGAAGUGACUCCUCAGUCCGCACAGCCAAUCCGUUGCGUGGAUGAGCUAACGGACUGAAGACGAUGUGACUCUGGGAAUCCUGAAACCUGCUAUCGCCGAAAAGCCAAUCGCAAGGUUAUUGGGACGGGCCCCAAGUAUUGCCAUCUUUUUUUUUUUUUUUCACCUCUGUAAGGGAGAGAGUGUUUGGAAUUAUGGGCUCCUAUUUUACUUUAGUCCUCCUCCUCAUUACCUUCCAAGUGUUCUGACCGUGUGACAUCAUCAAGAUGCGACCGGAGUGCUCCAGUGAUACAAAAGACAAUAGCUUCAGCUGUGCUCUCCCAUUAGGUCUUCACCAGUCCCUCCACACUACAGCUGCACCGAAGUAUCCUGGCUUUAGGUUAGGGAGCUUUCAGUCUUCCUGCUCCGUUGCGCUUCGUGCUAUUUUUUUAGACGGAUUCUUCACGAAUAUAAGCAAACACCUGGCUAGUAGCAUUACUAACUGUGACCUCCUUCCACGGUGGUUCGUCACCACAAAUGUAAACGCAGGAGAACUCUCCUUUGUAGAACUCCCCUGUCGAGUGCACACGUUCAAAGUCUGUGAAGCAUGAUUAGGCUACGUAAUGAUUGUUAACCAUCAUAUGCCACUAGUGUUAGGUGAAGCGUUGGAGGAUCAGUUUGUAUCGAAAUGACCCGCACUGAAAGGAGUGGCUAGUUGUGACAUGCCUUAUUAAUUGUGCUUUUUUUGCCAAUCAGUUUUUGGACCAAAUAUAUUUUACAAUUAUUUUCUGAAA
Anguilla rostrata (American eel) is the source of this 2781-nucleotide messenger RNA. It is a transcript of the gene pip4k2ca, whose product is annotated as phosphatidylinositol-5-phosphate 4-kinase, type II, gamma a. The transcript has 10 exons. Lineage: Eukaryota; Metazoa; Chordata; Actinopteri; Anguilliformes; Anguillidae. Gene Ontology annotation, biological process: phosphatidylinositol phosphate biosynthetic process. The record is from RefSeq and is a predicted model, not a curated record. Gene Ontology annotation, molecular function: 1-phosphatidylinositol-5-phosphate 4-kinase activity; 1-phosphatidylinositol-4-phosphate 5-kinase activity. Gene Ontology annotation, cellular component: plasma membrane. Bases 326 to 1582 code for a protein of 418 amino acids.